AUGUCAGUGCGGCCGCCGAACUUGCCGGUACUGCCGCUGCGGCAGGAUGUCCUGCUCAGCACGACCCUUUUCGAAGAGAUCGAAAACGGCCUGUCGGAGGAGUUCCUGCAAGAAUACACCGGCGUGCAAGACCUGAACGAGGUGACUUUCCUGGAUCUCCAGGUGGAUGCCGUCGGCGUGGGCGAGCGCGUGGAGUGCCUCGGCGAGCUGCUGCCGAGACUGCAGCAGUUGCGCCUGAGUCGGUCGCACAUUUGCACCAUACGGGAUCUGGGAACAAGCCUCCUGAACCUAAAGGUUCUGUGGCUGUGCCGCUGUUCCUUGCAGGACCUCGGAGGCAUCACCGUACUCCCCGUUCUGGAGGAGCUCUACGUGUCCUUCAACGACGUGAGCGACUUGAGUCCUCUACUUUCCCAUGAGGCGCUGCAAAUCUUGGAUAUGGAGGGCAACUUGGUGGAUGACUUCGAGGAGAUCAGAUCCUUAGAGGUGGUUUCCACACUUCGGGAGCUGGACAUCAGUCUGAACCCAGUGCGGAAGCAGGAGGCUGUGACGAGGGAGCGAAUCCUGGAGGUGCUGCCCCACCUGGAAGUCUUGGACACGAUUCCCAGAAAGCCCCCAAAGCGUGCCUCAAGUGUGCUGCAGCUUCACCUGCGUUCACUUGAUAGCAAUACAUCGACCAUUUGCCCCGUGCUUUUGCAAAGAGAGUCUAGUUCUUCCGACUCGAUGGCGCUGGGGAGUGCGGACCUGGUGUUUUGCUACGACGCGAGCCUGCUUCCCGCCGUCGCACGGCUCUUGGGACCACUCGAGACGUGGCGGCUGCGUGCAACUGCAUCCAUCGCUGCAGCCACUUUGGUGGCCACGCUGCCCAGGCUUCGCUGCUUGUGGCAGGUGGACACAGCUUCCGGACCAGCACUCGCGGAGGUGAUCCACCAGAGCCUGGGGCGCCUGGAAAAGGCUGACUUGGCUCAGCUGGUGGGGGAGAAACUUCUCCUCGGCUUUCCAGAAAGCCUGGCAGCCAAUGAUCUGGGCCAAACUGCCGUGACCUGGGCUGCGGAUUACGGCCUUGCCGAGGUACUUCAGUUGCUGCUCAGCCCGCUCUGUGAUGCUCGCAGCUGGGCACUUGACAAGGUUGAGAGCAAUGGCUGGUACCCGCUCUUCCGCGCUGCCUGGAACGGCCGGGCUGAGUGUGCAAAGCUUCUGCUGCGAGCUGCUGCAGACCCGGAAGGGGUCGCCGGUGCUGGCAGGUAUUCCCCCCUGAUGUCAGCUGCGCGCUGGGGCCACAAUGAGGUAGUGGGGCUGCUGCUCGCCGCGGCCGCCGAACCUGCGCGCUGCAACCGCUUUGGAGAGGACGCGUGGGCGCUCGCGAAAGGUCAGGGACAUGGGCAGGUACUGCAGCUGAUGAGCGAUGCUGGAGCACAUGAGCGCGACCUCUUCGAAGAGGAGUGGCGAACCUCCAACCGUGCACGCAGAACGCUUGGUCAGGGCUGGGUCGCUCUUGGAACUUGGCAGAUCGGUCAGCAUUGUCGAGUGAGCCUGGUGCUAAAUCUCUCCGCGUCCUGGUUGCAGGCCAAAGCUCAUCUGGAGGUGAGCGAUGCUGAGCUGGAGCCCCUCAGUGAGGAAGAAGCGGCAGAGGCAGCAGAGGCGGAGGAAGACAUGCAGAGAAACGAUGAGCUUUGCAGCGUGGCAGCGCUCCUUCAGCAGGUUGCGGCAGAGACGGCCGCACCGCCUGCAGCAGACGACAGCGGCGAUCGCGCGCUCCACGAGCUGCGCCGGCGCGCAAAGGCAUCUUCAGCUGAGCUCGCAACUCCUCCUGCCCCUCUCUCUGAGAAGGAACUUCCGAGCAGUGAAAUCUCCAGCGCAGUGGCGGCCUUCCGAGAGUCUCUUCUUGGCACACUGGGGCCAGCCUGCGGUAACGGAGCUUUCGGAGAAACGGCGGCCAGAUCAACCUCGAAGGCGGCGGCUGAAAGCGAGGAAGCCAAUCCUAGCAAGGCUGAUGAGCCCUCGGAGCAGGAUCUGGUGAUCGAGUCCGUGAAGCGCGCAGAGCGGCCUGGGCCGACUUCCUGGACCUCCCGUGCAAGCACCCUGAGAUCUUCUCGGGAGGCCUCCAGGCGUGCAGGAGGUUUCUUCCCAAGCAAGCGAGCCUGGGGCAGCUCCUCCGGAGGCUCUACUACUUGUGCAUCUUCGGCCUUAGCCAGCAGCAGGUCGGUUUCAUUUUCUGCACGACAGGUGGAGUCAGAAGCUUCAGACCUCACAGCAGGUGAGGACGGUUUGGCGCUGGCGGGGACUCCCUUGGCUGCCAUCCGUCGACGACGCAAAGGUGCCCAAGAGCGCGGCGAGGAGGCUGACAUCCGAAACUUGCUGCGUCGCUUCGAAGCUGGUGUCGGACAGGAGGAGACUUCUCAGACGGCGUGCGGCCCCGCUCCGCGACCUAUGACCUCAGAUGUCCGCAUCAAUCCAGGAAGACCUCUCUCGGCUUCAAGCCCUUCUUCUGGUCUUCGGUCUUCUCCAAAGCGGCAGUCCUCGAAACGCGAGAUCUGUGAUGGAGUGCUGGAGAUGAGUCCGACCUCCUCGCAAAGUAUGCCCAAGCCAAAGGCAUUUGGGUCAGCGGAGGUACUUCUCAUUUCGCAGAGCUGA
Symbiodinium sp. CCMP2456 is the source of this 2631-nucleotide messenger RNA. Lineage: Eukaryota; Dinophyceae; Suessiales; Symbiodiniaceae. The record is from the annotation of a GenBank genome assembly.